Molecule: messenger RNA, 2300 nt
Organism: Anastrepha obliqua
Lineage: Eukaryota; Metazoa; Arthropoda; Insecta; Diptera; Tephritidae
Gene: VhaSFD
Product: V-type proton ATPase subunit H
Exons: 8
Coding region: 143-1792 (549 amino acids)
Biological process (GO): proton transmembrane transport
Cellular component (GO): lysosomal membrane; vacuolar proton-transporting V-type ATPase, V1 domain
Molecular function (GO): proton-transporting ATPase activity, rotational mechanism; protein binding
Source: RefSeq, a predicted model, not a curated record
UGAGUCUUGUGACUUUUGUCAGCUGAAUUUUUGGUCAUAGCAGCACCUAAAUAAGUGAAAAUUUGUGCGGAAAGUUCUUUAAAAUUGAUCAUUUUGAUUCACUGUGCUUAAUUAAUUUCUUAAGUGAACAAAAAUAAGCAAAAUGGCAGAUGUUAAGGAUUUAAUAAAUUUGCCCGAUGAGAACAUCGAUAUGAUUGCUGCCACUUCGGUGCUUCAGCAACAAGCAGCUGACAUACGUACCAAAACCAUUAACUGGGCCUCUUAUAUGCAGUCACAGAUGAUUUCACAAGAGGACUAUCAUGCAAUCAGCGCCCUGGACACCUCCAAGGCAGCCUAUCUGCAAAGGAAUUCCUCACAAGCGGUGAAAACUUUGUUAAAUCUGCUCUCCCAUGUUUCGAAAGAUCAGACAAUACAAUACAUACUCGUAAUGAUCGAUGAUAUGCUGCAAGAAGAGCGUUCACGUGUCGAUUUUUUUCACGACUAUGCCAAGCAAAACAAAGAAUGUGUUUGGGGGCCUUUCCUUAACUUAUUAAAUCGUCAAGAUGGUUUCAUUGUUAAUAUGUCAUCGCGUAUUCUAGCAAAACUUGCUUGCUGGGGUCAUGAACUCAUGCCAAAGUCGGAUUUGAACUUCUACUUGCAGUUUUUGAAGGAUCAGCUGACCGUGAAUGCCAAGGUGUACAUAAAAGAGAAGGCCACGAUGGCUAAGCGGGUGCAGACAAUUGUGGUUCAUCAACAUGGACAUGGUAAAGACCAGCAAUCGUCCAAGAACAGCAGUCAAUAUAGCCCGAAUAUGGCGCAACAACAGCAAUCCCAGCAACAAAUGGCAAGCGAGAGGUAUCGUGAGAUGACAGUAGAUCAACAAAAUGUGCUUGCCGAAAACAGGGUUCCUAUUCCGGCCAAUGAGUAUAUUCAAUCGGUCGCCCGCUGUCUUCAAAUGAUGCUUCGUAUUGACGAAUAUCGUUUUGCUUUUGUGUCGGUGGACGGCAUUAGCACACUGAUUAGUAUUCUUUCGUCUCGUGUUAAUUUCCAGGUGCAAUACCAAUUAGUGUUUUGUUUAUGGGUGCUUACUUUCAAUCCACUUUUGGCCACCAAAAUGAAUAAGUUCAGUGUUAUACCAAUUUUGGCAGAUAUCCUGAAUGAUUGCGCCAAGGAAAAGGUCACUCGCAUAAUUUUGGCCGUUUUUCGUAAUCUAAUUGAGAAACCUACUGAUCCGCAAGUAGCGAAGGAGCAUUGCAUUGCAAUGGUUCAGUGCAAAGUUCUGAAACAGUUGUCCAUUUUGGAGCAACGUCGCUUCGAUGAUGAGGAUAUCUCCGCCGAUGUUGAAUUCCUCACCGAGAAACUGCAGAACUCUGUACAAGAUUUGAGUUCCUUCGACGAAUAUGCGACUGAGUUACGAAGCGCUCGCCUUGAAUGGUCACCAGUGCAUAAGUCGGCUAAAUUCUGGCGUGAAAAUGCUCAUCGUUUGAACGAGAAAAAUUACGAACUAUUGCGUAUUCUUGUACAUUUGUUGGAGACCUCAAAAGAUCACAUUAUACUCUCAGUGGCUUGUUUUGACAUUGGGGAAUAUGUGCGUCAUUAUCCAAGAGGCAAACACGUUUUGGAGCAGUUGGGUGGUAAACAAAUUGUAAUGCAGCUUCUGGCUCACGACGAUCCAAAUGUGCGUUAUGAAGCUCUCCUAGCGGUACAAAAAUUGAUGGUACACAAUUGGGAAUACUUGGGCAAACACCUGGAAAAGGAAAGUGAAAAUCAACCUCAAAAAGGAGGUUCAGCGCCAAUCAGUGGUAAAGCCUAAGUAACUUAAAAAAUAUGCGUUCGCUUGUCAAAAACAAUCGGCUAUAAUGUACGCCGACUAGGUGUCGAUGAAAUAAAUGUUGAUUGUACUAAAAUUCUCCUAAAAUAAUAAAUACCAUAAUAAUUUAUAGUUACUUUGAAUAAAUAUAGCUCCAUCUUAAAAAACUGAAGUAUAACAGCAGCAGCAGAAGUGUACAUGAAAAUUCUGGCAGUUCAAUCCAAAAAAUUGUAUUUUAUAUUUAAUUGUUUCAUCAUUCCAUUUUAUUUUGCGUACUAUUAUUUAAAAAUUAUUAUUGUUGUUGUUGAAAUAUUUUGAUCGCUAUGUUUGUUUUUAUUAUUAUUCUACAAAGUUUGUGCAUCAUUUUAAAAAAAUUGAGUCAGUAUUUUUGGGAUGUAUACUGCUGAAAUAUUAUGCAAAUAUAGUUAAUCGAAGAAAUUCAAUGAAUAUUUUAAUGAAUGUAUUAUAUAAUAAAUAUAGACAAAUGAAGAUUUAAAGUAUAAAAAUGCAA